Drosophila ficusphila is the source of this 2552-nucleotide messenger RNA. RefSeq lists its product as uncharacterized. The record is from RefSeq and is a predicted model, not a curated record. The transcript has a single exon. Bases 416 to 1159 code for a protein of 247 amino acids. NCBI's taxonomy places the organism in Eukaryota, Metazoa, Arthropoda, Insecta, Diptera, Drosophilidae.
GCAGCACACACAGUUCAAGUCCAGUCACUCUGCAAACUUUGGAGCGUUCGGUUGUCAAGUUUCGGUCGCCUGCGUGUUCUCUCUUUUCCGAUUUCAGCACUCUUCCCGCACACACACACACUUCAGGCGCACACACACAGGCAGAAGAUAGAGGGUGGAGCGGAGAAAGGCGGAGACUUUCGCUCGAAUUUCUUGCAUUGUUAUUGUUGCUGCGCCGUGUAUAUAAUAGUGUACAUAUACUUUACACCCACUGUGUGUGACUCCCAUUGUGCGUGUGUGUGUUUUUCCUGGAAGUUCGAAUUCUCUUUUUUCGUCUGCGGCACACACGAUAAAUUAAACCAAACCAAUAAAAAAAAAGAAGGGAGAAAAUUAGUAUCAGAAUAAGUGCUGGAAUCGAAAUCACUAGCUAAUCACCAUGGCCGACAACAACUGCCCGAAGUGCAAAAAAUCGAUCGCCGCCAAGGAAGCAGCCACCACGAUUAUCGGAUGCAGUGGCGAGGACUGUCGGCGGAGGUUCCACCGGACGUGCGUCAACAUCGAUGAUGCGGUGUACGAGGCGAUCCAGAAGAACCCGAUGAUAUCCUUCCACUGCGACGAGUGCAGGAACCAGUCGCCGCGUGCCUUCGCGGCCAAGCUGCAGACCAUCGAGGAGAAAAUCAACAAGGUGGGCAACGGGAUCAACCAGAUCCAGGGCCGGAUGUACCAGCAGUACUUCCAGUUCGGCAACCAGCCGCUUCAGGCGCUAGGCGCCCAGGCAGCGGCCGUGGGUGCAACCGCUGGCCUUCCCAGCGGACUGGAAGGCAAGAAGCAUCCGCAGCAGAACAACCUCAUCGUGGUGGGGAACAACUGCAAUUCGGAUCGAUUGCAGGUGGUCUGCGACUACGGCCGUUGGGUGCAGGUGGGCAAGUUUGCCACCAACACCAGCGAGGAGGAUGUGAUCGAUCAUCUGGCCGAGGAGCUGAAGAUCAACAAAAACCUCGUCAAGUGCACUAAGCUGGUGAAGAAUGAUGCCAACCUGUCGCAGUUGUCGUACUGCAAGUUCAAGAUCUCCAUACCGGACUACCGCUUCAACGAGCUCUUCAACGAGGCCAUCUGGCCCAGCGGCGUGAUGGUCAGCCCGUUCACACCGCGGUCCCAGCUCAAUCAGAAUCGCCUCUAGAGAGACGGGCCCGGAGGCCGGGAGAGCGGGGACCGGGCGAGGGUGAAGCAGUAAGCAGCGGGAGAAGGAGGAGGAGAUGGUGAAGAGCGGGGAGCAGAAGCAGCAGCUGCAGAGGAAGUACUAAAGGAGGCAAUGCGCCUGCGCAGGGAGAGGACGAACGACCGAAGGAGGAGGAACUGCAUCGCGGACUGGCAGCCAGGGGUUGCUAUCCGGCCAGCGAUUAGCAUUGCAACAACACCGCGGACUCCCCCGCUUCGGCGUCUCUCCUUCGGGCCGAUGGAGCUGCAGGCGGAAGAGCAACUAUUGGCCCCCUAUUUGUAUGCUAAUUUUCGACACUCGAAAACAUUGUCUAGAUUUUCAAAAGCUUACAGAACCUAUCUAAUGGAAAACCAACAAGCAUAUUUAUUGAAUUAACUUUGAAAAUGCAUUUUAAAAUGUUUUAGCGUUGCGUAAAUAACAAAAAAUGAAAUCGAUAAAGAAACCAAAAGUAUUUUAAUGGCAAAACUCACAAAUAAAAUAGAUGUGAAGCAAAAAAUAUUAGUCAUUUAUGCAUAACUGUCGUACUUAAAAUAAAGUAAACCCGAAAACAAAGCGAGAAAACUAAGAAAACCAAACUCUUAAUGUAAAAGCCCCACACCGAAAACGAUUAUUCAGGCGCGUAUUUAAACCAUUUACAUUUACUAACUAGGCACCGAGAUUCCCUUUUGAUUUUCCAAAAACUUACUUCCGGGACCUUGAAAAAUUCGAACCCAGAUCAUUAUAUUUUUUCCACAAAUCGAUAAAAGUUGUAUUGCGACGCGUGUGCGAUACCUACCACAUUAAGUACUUACCGUAACCAAUAUCAAACGUAUAUUCAAGCAGACGACGGCUUAUAUUUAUAUUGUAUUCGUAUAUGUAUGUAGUUUGAGGCAUUUUCAAAGCUUGUUCCUGUUCCCAAAGACGUUUGGACAUUUUGCGAACCACUGCACAGGACACUGGCCAGCAGCUAGACCCAUUCAAAUUCAGAUUGAAAGUAUGUGUAUUUGCGUUUUCGACGAGGGACACCCGUUGGGAGACCCGAUGGCAGUUACCACAUCACGUUCCACGAGGACAGGACUCGAAACGAAACGAAGCUGGGCAAAUCCGUUGCAAUAAUAACUCACUGACCGAGUAUAAUGGAUGUACAUUUCGUAAUUGAUCUAUUUUUUUACACCAAUCCGACAGCAAUAUUUUCCGUGGGCUCCACGCCAGCGAUCCGAACAGAACCGUAGAUAUUUACGCAAGAGUCAGCAAACGAAAUGUAAAACACAUAUAUUAUAUAUUUAGUAUACAACAAUAUGCAUGCAUGUAUUUAUGUCAACUUUUUCAAUAAAUUCUACAAAAAAAAAAAAAAAAAUAAAUUACCAUAGAAGAA